ACAGGAAGCCCAACCCUGGAGUUUUUACCUAAACAACAUCCUCAAAUGAACAGCCAUGUCGAAGGCUUUGAAGAAACUCGUCGAUGAAACGAAAGAACAAGGCUACACGGAGCUGGAUCUGUGUGAUAAAGGCAUAUCAAGUCUGAAUGAUAUAUCGAAUCUAACGACAGCACGACAUCUUGUCCGGCUCACCCUCAGUCAUAACAAGAUUACGAGUCUUCCUCAAGCGAUUGUAGAGCUUCAAAAUUUGGAGACAUUAAUUCUAUUUAAUAAUCAUAUUGAGGAACUUCCGAUUGCACUUGGGUCCCUACCAAAGCUAAGACAUCUAAAUGUUGCGGUAAAUAGACUAAGCUCCCUUCCUAAAGGCCUCGGCACAGCUUCUGCUCUGGAGAUCCUAGACCUCACUUACAAUAAUCUCAACGAAAAAUCAUUACCUGGGAAUUUCUUUAUUAUGUCUCAACUUCGAGCUCUGUACUUUGGUGACAAUGAUUUUGAGAUGAUCCCACCUGAAAUAGGGCAGCUGAAGAAUCUACAAGUUCUUGUUUUCCGAGACAAUGACCUGAUAUCACUACCACCGGAGAUUGGAGAACUAAAAAGUUUAAGAGAGCUCCACAUUCAGAACAACAGACUGAUGGUGCUGCCUCCUGAAUUAGGGGCCUUGAAUCUUGGAAGUCCUCGCCAUGUAUUCAAAGCUGAGGGAAAUCCAUGGAUUCAACAACUAGAUGAUCAGAUUAUCCUUGGCCCAUUCCAUGUGAUGGACUACAUCAAAACAGAUGGAUACAAAACGGUUUAUGAGAAACACCUAGAGUCACCACCCAUGCCACCAGCAAAAGAGGAAAAGUUUAAAGUAUCCAAGAAGAGCAGGAAGAAGUAGAUAUAUUUUUUAGAGAAAGCAAGAGUUCUAAACUUUUCAAUCUUUUCCUGCAUCCCCCAAAAAACAUUUAUAUACACAUCUUUUCUACCACUUUGUAUAAAGAAAAUUUAAAAAAGGUCAUUAUCUGAACAAUUAGAAGAUGUGGAAGAAACAAUGCAUGGUCUGAUGUUUUUUUAUUAUUAUUUAGGUAUUGUAUUUUUUUUAAUUUACAAAGUGAAAGUUUCAAAUAUGAAAGUAAUUUCUUGUAAAUUGAGUUGAGCACAAAGAUAACAGUAGCGAUCGUUUUUUAGUUAUAACAAUAAUUUUCAAAAUGCCAAAUAUCAAAUCAAAAAAGAUUCACAUUGUUAAAAUGGCUCUUAACUAAUAGUCUCCUUUAAGUUUUAAUACCUAAUUGUAGUCAACAGGUGAAUGUCAAAAGUUGUUAAAAAGGGUGUAUUUACAGGUUAGUUUUCAUCUCAUCUGGAAUUUGCAUCCUAUCAAAUCUUGGUGAAACUGGCUGAGGUUUCUCCACAAUGACAGACUCUAGACCCAUCCCACUUUCACAUCGCUUCACCUCAGGCAGGUUAAUUGCCUCUCCUUUGAUCAAGAAUGUGUCAUCUGGUACAAACCCAGGGAAGUACUUGCUUGCAUAGUGGAAACCUGCUGCUAGGGUGCUGCCAGUAACUGGGCCUACCAAAUACACCUGUCAACACAGAGAAGGGCAAUUGUUCAGUUAUUGUUGAAAAACCAAGGGUUGUUUAUCUCAUCAAUGAACGCUGUUAGUCUAUUUAUAACAUCUACAGUUCAAGCCUGUGUUUUGGUGCAUGCAAGUCAAGAGGCAAGCAUCCAUGUCUUUUAGUAAGAUGGUUGAUUGGUUUCAGUUUCUCAAUCUUUUGCCUAAUUUUGCUAGGAAAGUCAGGGAGGGUGGGGAAUAAAGUGGAUUUUGCUCAUUUA
Nematostella vectensis (starlet sea anemone) is the source of this 1807-nucleotide messenger RNA. Its product is annotated as ras suppressor protein 1. Gene Ontology annotation, molecular function: protein binding. The transcript has 9 exons. The record is from RefSeq and is a predicted model, not a curated record. The coding region runs from base 56 to 874 and encodes 272 amino acids. Lineage: Eukaryota; Metazoa; Cnidaria; Anthozoa; Actiniaria; Edwardsiidae.